CUGCCGUUCGUCUACUGCGACCAGGAGUGGACGUAAGUUGAAAUGACGAAAGCUAAAGCUCAAAGCUCAAAGAUGAUCCAUUGGAACAAGAUUGCAGCGCAAGUGCUUAUCACGAUGGGUUCUCUACCCACACAUGAGCUAUAGUCAGAUACGGAAUUCGAAGAUGACGGCUGGAUCUCCUCUCUGUCCGGAAUCCAUAAGUGUCCAUGAUCGGAGCAGCUUACUAUUAACAAAUUGUCUUCACUGCCCAACAGUGAAAAGGAAAGCUGCUCUGAAUUCUGGCUGGGGCAUUCAAGCAAAAGAUUGUUCGCUACAAUGCCCAGUCUGUAAGAUCUGACUUCCGAGAGACUCGAACACGGUCUGUACCGAAUGCGCCAUGUUACAGAGGGCAAUACCUCGAAACACGAAUCGACUCUACCUCUGCUGACAGAUGAUGAAUUCUCACGACUUGUCCUGUAGUUCGUGCGUGAUCCAGCGGAAGGAGUGACCAUCAAUGGCCGCAACUACUCCCACGCGACCCAGUUUUCCUUCAAUCGACUUUUCACAGAGUUUGAUGAUGACGAUGGUGUCCAGGUGACUACGAAAGCCUUGGCAGCUUAGAUUGUGGAUGAAUGUCAACGACUGUCAGUCUUCGAACUUUCACCAUCCUUAAUGACGACAUCAGACUAUGGAAUUAUGGACUUCGUAUUCAGUUGACAUUACAGUACUCGAGAUCAUGAUUUGCAAAUUACUUUAGGUGGCCCUGUGACCCUGCCACUCGGGUGUCAUCGCACACUGGAAGAUUUAAAUCUAAUGACCAUUCGGAGGCGAGCGAGGCUCCACACGUAGCACCAUUACGCUCAUUUCAAUAUCACAUUCCAUGAUAUUGACAUUCCGUGAUCCAUCAGGAUUCACGGAAUGUGAUAAUAGGAAGGACUGAUAAACUCUUCUGAGCACUUGUAAGUAGCUUAAGGGGCAAUGGCCCCUGAAGCUCGCCGGAGCAGGUCAUGAAAAUAAUUCCGCAUGUUGUCGGAAAUGACCUCCUCCGUAGUACUGUACGUGUUUUGUGAAAUUGUUAUCAGUGUGAGUGCACGUCUGUAUCUCAUUUUUUUAUCGCAAGUCUCGUUCUUGAAUCAAGUUGACAUAGCGAAUUGUCUCAGAUAGGGUUGCAUGCGUUGCAAUUUACGCGAUAGCAAUCACGAGGACGUAUGUAUACUAUUGUAUUUUAUAAUUAUAAAAUGUAUAUACAAA
Molecule: messenger RNA, 1230 nt
Organism: Marchantia polymorpha subsp. ruderalis
Lineage: Eukaryota; Viridiplantae; Streptophyta; Marchantiopsida; Marchantiales; Marchantiaceae
Source: the annotation of a GenBank genome assembly